This is a messenger RNA of Phytophthora nicotianae INRA-310, 2133 nucleotides long. RefSeq lists its product as hypothetical. The record is from RefSeq and is a predicted model, not a curated record. The transcript has 2 exons. NCBI's taxonomy places the organism in Eukaryota, Oomycota, Peronosporomycetes, Peronosporales, Peronosporaceae. The coding region runs from base 1 to 2133 and encodes 710 amino acids.
AUGAUAAAGAGGGACAGCAGGGCGAAUGUAGCGGUGAGGCCGCUACCAACUGUAGGACCCUCGAAGCCAGAAAUCCCCUUGAAACAAUGCGACAAAGUAGAAGCAUCCAGAUGGUUGCUCCGUGACUACAAGAUCUCAUACAGAACGUGCGUUUCCAUCUUCCUUCUCGUCUUCCUAGGUGUCAGCCUUAUUCCGUUCAAGGAGUACUACCUCGGCAGCUACGUCACUAAACCGUUCGACGAGAUACGGAACGAAGUUACUGCGAGAAAACUCAACCACAUUGGCGUCGUCAUCAGUGGUGUGCACUAUUUCGACACAUUCGAGCGACCGCUCUUCCCUCUCAUCGACUCGAACACCAAGUCUUAUCUAGCGCGUUCUACAGCGUCCAAUCUCUCACUUACAGACCUCCUGGUUCGUGGAAAUAUUCGUCGAGAUGAUCUACUCACCGGUUUACCGGAAGAAACGUUGACACAAUCAGUAGAUCUCAUGGUAGACGUUCUGGCACCGCUAUGUGGACCCGGAACGUCAUGGGAGACGCAACCGCAACAUUUAUUCGGCAAUUGGUUUCCAGCUAUACGUCACGAAUUUUGUCAAGAUUUUCACGACAAAUUUCCACUCGAUCGGUUCUUUAAAGCUCCUGUCGAUGCCAAUUUGUCGUCUAUCGGAGAAGUUACGCUUGGGUUAAUUGCUGUGGUCAACAUGUCGGAGAUUUACUUACGCCACUUCAACGACGAACUCGUAGUUCGCAAGAUAAUGAAGAACGUGCAAGAAGGAUACAUGGGUUCGGAGUUGCCAGAGUUCACUAACGCCGUUGCAGAGGCUAUAGUUGAUCGCUACAGUAAAGGUAUCCCCUUGAUAGAUGUGAUUAAGCUGCUACCAGGUUCUUUCGACGCGAACCAUGUGGCUUUAGUCGACGUAUUAGGUGUUCGUGCUCUGCUGGAGUAUUACCUUGAUACUCAGCAACUUACGAUGGGGGUUAAUGUGAAUGGAGAGGCUGCGAUUCUGGCGGAAGUGACGCAUGUUACGGCGACGUUUUUCACGUCGGAUUUCCUGAUUAAUACGGUAGGAAUGCAUUUGGUAUCGACGAUGCACUUGGCGGCGUUCUGGAAUUGUGCUAUCAAACAUACAACAAUGGCCAAGACAAUAACAGUCGAUGAUUUCGACGCCGCAGCAAUCAAGCAGUGUGGACGUGACGUAUCAGUAAUUGUCCCUACGUUCGCGGUGAAUCUGAUGUUUCUGUUCCAAGAGGACGAUCGAGACUACACAAAGCUCGAUAAUACCACAGUCUACACCCUUGGUCGGCGUCGCGAGACUACUGCUGGGUAUGUGGCCCUGGAUAUCCCAGAGUUACUGACAGACGCGCCGCUCCUAGUAAUGGACGGCAACGCCUGGACUAAAGAUCGAACACCUACGCCAUCGCAACCUGCAGCGACACCUUAUGGCUAUUUGUACACACCUGAUUGCCGAGGUGUUGUCGACUCCGUGAUGCAACAGGGCGGUCGCAACGUUCAAAAGUACCAAGCGUAUUUAGGAGAUGGACUGGGUAAUUGUGCAUUCCGAGACUCCCAGGAGACCGAACAUCAGAUACUUUGCCGACUCUUCAUGACGUCGAAAGAGAUACAAUUUCGAACUCUAAAUGGAAGUCUAAUUGACCUCCCAGCGUGUGCAGCACUGAUCUCACCUAGUAGUACACCGGAAAACCAGCUACUGGAGCAAGACAACUUGCGUCAGAUCGAGUGGUUCAUGAUUGAUACCACGAUAACCUAUCGACGUAUUCGAAUCCAAGACAACACGAGUCGACAGAUCCGAACGUUCUUACUGAUUCUCAACUUAAUCGGGGCCUCGUACUACGCAUUAGAGUACCUAUUCAUGCUCAAAAGCGUCUGGAUUUUUAUCCGUAACAGCGUAUAUCGAACUACAGCUGAAUCAUUCGAAAAGAACGCUCCUCCACCCAUAAGACUUGGACUAUUCGAGCUGCUACAGUGCGACCCAGCAGACGGCGCGUUGGAACAUCCCGCAAUAUUUUUUCGCUUGGGUGUACGGCAAAACUCUCUACUGCAGAGGGGAGUAUCGUCAUUCAGUGCACUCCAGCGAUUCCAGUACAAAGCCUCACACUCGUGCUCACGACGCUGA